Molecule: messenger RNA, 968 nt
Organism: Anneissia japonica
Lineage: Eukaryota; Metazoa; Echinodermata; Crinoidea; Comatulida; Comatulidae
Exons: 5
Coding region: 308-817 (169 amino acids)
Biological process (GO): protein deubiquitination
Molecular function (GO): cysteine-type deubiquitinase activity
Source: RefSeq, a predicted model, not a curated record
CUCAGCAAUCGUAGGCGAUUCUAAUAAAGAGAUCAUCUGGUCCUAUUUUUAUGACGUUAUCUGCAGCAUAAUUAUAGACGCAUUAUUUUUCUACAAUCAACGUUACCAGUCACUUUUCUGAAAGUGAGCCAAGAUGUGACGAUAACAUUUAUCCAAUACUUGAGAAGGCAGGCAACUAAAAUAGAGAGAGAAUGAGGGGAGUGUAGAAAUUGAUGCUAAUAUUGAACAAACUACCAGGUGGAAAAUUUGUGAAUCUACAAAAGUUUUAUUGCAAGUAUUUGGUAAACAGCUGUGAAAAGUAGAGUUCAUGUCAAAAAGUAUGGAGGAAACAGUGAACAGGAGAGCAGGCAAUAGGCAAGAUGAUGAAGCAUACACAUCUUACUACAACCGUUUGAAAGAGAACAUCAAACAGUCAAACAUGUAUAUAAGGAAGGAUGUUCGUGGUGAUGGGAACUGUUUUUUAUACUGCAUCCAAGAUCAAUUUGAGAGGCUGGGUUUAGCAAAACGAUCUAGUGCACAACUCAGGGCUGAUUUAGUGGACUACUUGCGACAUUUGGAUGAAAAAGACCCAUUGAUUAGCCUUGUAGAUGACAAAUACCUAGAUGAAUUGAGUAAAGACGGUACAUUUGUUGAUGAAGUAGCAGUGAGAGGGAUGUCACGAAUAUUAAAUCACGACUUUCAAAUUGUGACGAGUCAGAGAAAAAGCACAGAGCAGGGUUACUUGGUCACAACAAUUCAUGAAAGUUCCAAUCCAGAUGGUGUAAUGUUAUUUGGUCAUAUAGGAGAGCUACACUAUAUCAGCUUAGGUAAGGGGUAGUAGUACAGAUGCACCACACAAACACACCCUUCAACAUGUUACACAUUUCCAGAAUUAGUUACAGUAGUGUAUUUCACAUGAUAUCUAUAUUAUAAGUACACUGAUUUCAAAGUCAACCGGCACAAUGCAACCUAAAUGCACUCAAUAAACG